AUGAGUACGCAAGAUCGGUUAACAGUAGGAAUGGGUUGCACAUACUGUAGAUUAAUCUGCAAUAUGUUAAGUAUAUCAGAAUAAUCAAGAAAUAUAUACAUUUAUAUAAUAGAUGUUUUGAUGUUAAAUUUUAGCCAAGAUUUCCUGGUGCUUCUGCAGAUUGUAUUGGGCUACCUUGUUCAAUAUAAACAUUUUUUGUUUCAAUCUUUAGAUUGUUCGAAGCAUUGACUUGAAAUCUGAAAGCUCUGUCACGACAAAUGAUGGUAUCGACUCGUGGGUACUUCUUGCACAAGAGGUAGAAAAUGAUCAGUCUUACCCACAACCAGACACAGAGCUACCAACUGUUACUGCAACUUCUACAGCUAUGUCAGAAUGUCAGAAUUGUGCUAAUCACAAAACAAAGUUUGGUCGUCUUCAUGAAUCGUACCGAAAGCUGAAAUACCGGCACAGAAAAUUGCGUAAAGAAGCCCGUCAAUUGCCACAAUUGUGCAACUUUCAGGUACUCUAUGUGAUAAUAUAAUGCUUUGGAUAAUGGUAAAACUAAUUUGGCUAAUUAACCCAUUAGCUGGCAAUGCACCCAGAUGUACCCAUCUUACGCUAUCCAACCCCAGACAAUUUUACUUGUCGGUCCAGUUAAUGGGUUAAAUAAUGUGCUGUGAAAAAAUGUAUGUUCAACUACCGAAAUUUCCAAUGUUUAUUUGUUGGAUGUUCUAUAAUGAAAUAGAUCAUAUUGUGUAAUGUAAACUGAUAAAGUUUUUCUCAAUUUCUAGAAAUCUGAAAAUAAAAAUUCAAAUUCAUCAGAAGAUUGCCAACAAACAGCAAUUCAAGAAGAGGUUGAAACUGAUAGUGAUGAAAUUAUCAGUGACGAUGAAAACGAGAAAGUUGGUGUGUACGAGAGAGAUGAAGAUUGGGUAGCGAUGGAAGAAGAAAUAAACGAAGAGGAUUAUGUCACUGCUUCUGAAGAUGAACAAAUGAAUGAAACAUCAAAAUGUGAUAUAAGGUCUGUAUAGAACAACCGUAGUUAUAAAUUGAGAUUAAUCUAAAUAUUUAGACAUUUACAGAUACUGUACAGUGCAUCUGGGGAGAGUAAGGUGUUCCAGAAAAUAUUCACAUUCUCCUCACAAAGAGAAUUUGUGUCAUCUGAAGUGGCAAAUCUACUGUACCGGGUACUACUGAAAAUAGCACAAUGAUAAGCAUGUCCAUACAAAUGUAUUAGCAGGUUCAGACUUCAAAUUUAAGAUGUGGAUGUUUCCUGAAAUGACCAGAUGUAUUAUAUUCAUAAUCUACAUCCUGUACAUCAUGAUGUAUACAGUAUAUAGGAAAUAGAGAAAAUGUUAUGCAUACAGGUAAUUCAUUUUUUCUCACUUGUAGAGUUGAACCUGAAAAAAUUGCACUGCAAAAAUUGCCCAAAUGGUUUCACUUGGAGGAGCCAGCCUCUCAUAAUGGGAACCUAUCCUGCUGGAAAUAUGUUGUUAAGCUUUGCAAUAUUGAUGGCAGGUGCAUCGAUCAGCAAGGUACUGCUCGUUUUCAAGCAUUUUGGUAUGCAGGCUUAUGA
Paramuricea clavata is the source of this 1555-nucleotide messenger RNA. The record is from the annotation of a GenBank genome assembly. NCBI's taxonomy places the organism in Eukaryota, Metazoa, Cnidaria, Anthozoa, Malacalcyonacea, Plexauridae.